Molecule: messenger RNA, 2196 nt
Organism: Rasamsonia emersonii CBS 393.64
Lineage: Eukaryota; Fungi; Ascomycota; Eurotiomycetes; Eurotiales; Trichocomaceae
Product: Long-chain-fatty-acid--CoA ligase
Exons: 4
Coding region: 1-2196 (731 amino acids)
Biological process (GO): long-chain fatty acid metabolic process
Cellular component (GO): membrane; endoplasmic reticulum
Molecular function (GO): long-chain fatty acid-CoA ligase activity
Source: RefSeq, a predicted model, not a curated record
AUGCUCUUCAGUCAACCAACCUAUAUCACCCGCGCAGAUGAGCUGCGGUCACCUCCUCCUAAGGGCACGCCCUACUCGGUGGCCCUGCCUGGGAGCGAGAAGCCGGGCCGGAGCAAAGUGUACCGGGCGUGGAAUAUGCAGAAGGAGCUUCUGACGACGCUCGAUCCUCAGAUUCUUACCGCACAUGAUAUGUUCGAGGCUUCUGGUAAAUUUACAAAGCCACCUGGAUUAGCAAUCCCGCACUCGACUGACAGGAGGGCUAUUCAGCCAGCAGAUCGCCCAAGAGCCCGUGCCUCGGAUGGCGUCCGUACGACCCCAAGACGAAGAAGUUUGGUCCCUAUCAAUGGCUCGACUACCAGACCGUCCAGAAACGGCGAGCGAACUUUGGUGUUGGUCUCGUGGAGGUGCACAACAAGCAUGGAUGUGGUGGGCAGAAGUAUGGGGUGGGCCUGUGGUGUCAGAACAGACCCGAAUGGCAGAUCACCGCUGUACUAUUCAGACUUGGCGUGCAUGUCGCAGUCUCUAUUCUCCGUAUCGAUCUAUGACGUCUUGGGCCCGGACGCAGUUGAAUAUAUCAUCAACCACGCUGAGCUCCGCUGUGUCGUGACGUCGCUUCCCCAUAUUCCCACGUUGCUUAAGCUCAAGCCCAAACUCCCCAACCUAAAGAUCAUCAUCAGCCUGGAUCCGAUCGAUGCGGGAGAACAACCUGGCUUAUCGAAACGUGCGCUCCUGGAGUCGAUGGCGGCGGGUCUGGAUGUCGUCUUCUACACCAUCGAUGAAGUGGAGGCGAUGGGUGCCGCUCUCAACCGUCCCUACAACCCGCCUUCCCCCGAGGAUAUCUUGACCAUCAACUAUACAUCUGGUACCACGGGCCCACCCAAAGGCGUCGUUCUCACCCACAAGAAUGCGGUGGCCGCCACGUCCUGCAGCAUGAUUAUCAACAAACACUACCCUGGCGAUGUUAUAGCUUCCUAUCUCCCUCUUGCGCACAUCUAUGAACGCCUGGCAGAGCAUGUGAGUCUGUGGUCCGGUGGAGGGAUCGGAUAUUUCCACGGGAAUACCCUCGAGCUCGUCGAUGACUUGAAGCUGCUGCGCCCAACGGUAUUUGCGUCUGUUCCCCGUCUCUACGCUCGGUUCGGUGGUGCGAUCCGCGGCGCAACGGUCGAGGCCCCCGGCUUCCGAGGCGCUCUGUCACGGCAUAUCGUCAGCAUGAAGACGGCAAAUUUGAAAAACCCGGACCUCAGCAAGGCCACCGCGAAACAUGCUUUGUAUGACCAAGUCUGGGGGAAGAAGGUGGCCAGUGCCCUGGGUUUGGAGCGGGCCCGGAUGCUUGUCUCGGGCUCUGCGCCGUUGGACCCAACCCUGCAUGACUUCCUGAGAUGCGUUUUGGGAAAGGACUUCAUUCAGGGAUACGGUUUGACCGAAUCGUAUGCUAUGGCGACCGUGCAGCACGCGGCUGAUCUCUCAUCCGGAAACUGCGGCGGUAUUGCGCCCGCACUUGAAGCGUGUCUGGAGUCUAUCCCAGAGAUGGAAUACUCCGUUGACGACAAGCCCUACCCACGCGGGGAGCUGCUGCUUCGCGGCAACACCAUUUUCCGAGAAUAUUACAAGAAUCCCGAAGAGACGGCCAAGGCGAUGACUGAAGACGGCUGGUUCCGAACCGGCGACGUGUGUACCAUCGACGAGUUGGGUCGCUUCAAGAUCAUUGACCGUCGGAAGAAUGUCCUGAAGCUCGCUCAGGGAGAAUACAUCUCGCCAGAGCGUCUGGAAGGCAUCUUUCUGGCUGAGCAUACGUAUUUGGCCCAGGCGUACGUUCACGGCGACAGCCUUCAGACCUCUCUGGUCGCCAUUUUCGGUGUUCAGCCCGACGCCUUUGCUGCCUUUGCGAGCAAAGUUCUGCAGAGGACCAUCGAACCAUCAGACACGCAGGCGAUCAAGGCGGCUCUCCAGGAGGACAAGAUCCGGAAGGCCGUGCUGAGGGAUCUUGACCGGACGGCAAGGAAGCACAAGCUGGCAGGGUACGAGAGGGUCAAGAAUGUGGCUCUGAUGCUCGAGCCGUUUUCUAUUGAAAACAAUCUCCUGACACCGACGUUGAAAUUGAAGCGUCCCCCGACGGCGAAGAAAUACCGUCCUGUGCUGGACGCCCUGUACAGUCAACUUGCUGCCGAAGAAUCGGCUCCGAAGGCCAAGCUCUGA